UUUAUCGGGAUCGUUGUUUCUGGACGUGUUGUAUACACUUCCUGUUCGGCGUGUCACAAGAUUUUUACACACUUGAAAAGAUUGAUUCAUUAUUUGAUGAAACAAGGAAAGAGACACAAGAAAAUGAAUUAUGUUGAUAUUUUUUGGGCAUUUCUUGUUCUUUUGAUGUAUCUGGUGGAUGUAUCUCAGUCUGACUGUAAAUUCCCCAGACAUGGUCCUAAAGUUAGCGAUAAAGAUCUUCAGAGGAGGAUUCAACCUCUAGUGGGAAAAACAUAUUUUGGUACAGAUCGAACUAAUUCCUACAAAUACUUCUUUGGUGUGUGUACAUUAGCUUCAAACUUGGACAGGAUUAAAGCGCUAAAUAUGCCAUAUGGAAUGGUGCAAGAAACACAGAAUGAUGAAACCAAAAAGUUUUAUGGAAUAGGACAAUACACAAACUCUACAAUAAUUCAAGGAAGAGAUUGGGUAAUACUGGAAUACCUAGAUGGGCAACCAUAUGGCAGUCAUUGUGGUUCAGAGCCAAGGAGAGCAAGAGUGAUGUUUAAUUGUGAUAGUAGUGUUGCAAUAGGAGAUGAACAGCUAGUGAUAUAUGAAGAAGAAAACAACAAAACUCAAGAAUGUUUUUACCUGUUUGAAAUGAAGACCAGUGUAGUAUGUCCCACGUCAUCAUCAACACCAGGCCUCAGUAUUGGGUCCAUUCUUGUCAUUGUGUUUGUGUGUGUGCUGUCCUUAUAUCUUAUUCUGGGGUGUGCCUACAUGCGAUUUGUUCUUCAUGCUAAAGGAAAAGAACAAUGUCCAAACUAUUCAUUCUGGCAAGACUUUGGAAAUCUUCAAGCUGAUGGCUGUGACUUGGUGUGUCGAUCCAAGACAUCCUCUGGAUCCCGAUCAUACAAAGGUAUCGGAGAUGAUCAGCUAGAGGGAGAGGAGGACAAGGAUGACCAUCUUCUACCUAUGUGAUUUCUCCUCUUUGACCAAUCGCAAAGAUGGAUAACUCCUUUCUCUAUCCAAAUGUUUCAUGCAUUCCAAAGUGGUUUUUCCUUCCUGAACUUCUUUAUAUUAGGGAGAAUGGGAUACACCAAUUUUGUACUAAAUUUGAGUUCAAGUUUUCCAAGAUUGAGCUUUACUUUUUGCAUUUCUUUAACAGAACUCAUUGACUUUACUCAAAUACUAUAACUUAUGUUUAAAAAUGGUUGUCAAGGCUUUGAACCCUUUUUCACAAUCCCCCCCAAUUAGUUUUUCCCUUUUGAGGGUAAUUUUAAAAUCUAGACUUUUUCAAGUUUAUAUUUUUUAAAACACAAUUGAACAUUUUCAAAUAAUAUUUUUCUUUUAGCAAUAAAUUGAUACCAAUUUUUCUUUAGAGAAGCUCACACACACACACUAGAGCAGAAUUAUUUUGUUUGAGCCAUUUUUCAUGAACUAAAUCUAGCUCUUGCAUGAUAUUGUAUACAGUACGUGGUUUUUGCUCAAACAAGUCCAUAACAUUGACUGUAAAUUCUGGAACCCGUGACAACCUAAUAAGAUUACCAUUGUCAGAAAAAGAAUUAAUAUUAUCUGUUUGUGUUAAGAUUUAAGCUUUUGUUAUUGUAGCUGCAAGCAACCUAAGCGCUAAAGCUGAGAAGAUGUAUUGUAUGUAAAUGAGAUUUUGUGAAAGGUGCACCUGGUACAUGUACAUGUAUGAUAGCUAGUUUGUGGAUGAUGUUUUGAUGGUUUUGUGCAGAUAUUAGUUUUAUCUGCAAUGUUAUAAAACAACUUAAAGAAGACAUCAAAGAAGUAUUUUAUUGAAUGAUUCUUUGGUUGGGUCACCAUAUAUCCAUGGUAACAGUGUGUUUGUCCAUCUAGUUUAUAGUUUAGAACACAAUCUAAUCAGGUAUAUUAAGUUUUUUGCUACAUCCUGAAAGCAUUUUGUUUGUUAAAACAUGCAUUUUGAAAUCCUAAUAUUUUUUUAGCAUUAUUUGUGCGGUUUCUUUUGUGUUUUUUUUUAACUUGAUAUAUGGCAGAGGUUAUAAGUGCGUCUAAGUGCGUCUAAAGUACCAGCUAUGUUGCCAUCAAAGCAAACUUAAUGCUCAGAGUACUGUAAAUUCCUAAUUAAACGCGCGGAAUUAAUAUCCGCGUAAAAUCGCGAGAAGUUUGUCUAGCGAAUUUUAAAAUCUCGCUUUUAAUUUACAGACAUAUGUUAACUACAUGAAACUAUGAUAAAAUUUCGGCAAUCGCGAUUUGAUGGAAAACUGUUGAAUCGCGGUAUUAAGUACUCGGGUUAAAAGAAGGAAUCUACAGUACUGUAAAUUCCUAGUUAAACGCGCGGAAUUAAUAUCCGCGUAGAAUCGCGAAAAGUUUGUCUCGCGAAUUUUAAAAUCUCGCUUUUAAUUUACAGACAUAUGUUAACUACAUGAAACUAUGAUAAAAUUUCGGCAAUCGCGAUUUGAUGGAAAACUGUUGAAUCGCGGUAUUAAGUACUCGGUUAAAAAGAAGGAAUAUACAGUAAACAAGAAAUCAAUUUUCUUUGAUUUGGGUACAUGUGUAUGCUUUACAUGUCUUCAUGUGCAAAAGAGUUGAACAAAUGAUUUUAUUGAACGAUUGUGGUUCUGUUUAAAUACUCAUGCAAUGUGUACAAGGUCAUUUAACUUCUGGUUCAGAGUUUAUAAGUUGAUGUUUAUUCAUUAUAAUCAAUUUUAUUGUGUCAAACGCAUUAAUCCCUGUGUUUGAAAUAAACAUUUCAUUUUGUAAUUUUA
Magallana angulata is the source of this 2729-nucleotide messenger RNA. RefSeq names its product cation-dependent mannose-6-phosphate receptor-like. Gene Ontology annotation, cellular component: trans-Golgi network; Golgi apparatus; endosome. The transcript is spliced from 7 exons. Gene Ontology annotation, biological process: protein targeting to lysosome. NCBI's taxonomy places the organism in Eukaryota, Metazoa, Mollusca, Bivalvia, Ostreida, Ostreidae. Gene Ontology annotation, molecular function: protein domain specific binding. The coding region runs from base 97 to 957 and encodes 286 amino acids. The record is from RefSeq and is a predicted model, not a curated record.